Molecule: messenger RNA, 1377 nt
Organism: Eremothecium gossypii ATCC 10895
Lineage: Eukaryota; Fungi; Ascomycota; Saccharomycetes; Saccharomycetales; Saccharomycetaceae
Gene: ENP1
Product: snoRNA-binding rRNA-processing protein ENP1
Exons: 1
Coding region: 1-1377 (458 amino acids)
Biological process (GO): rRNA processing
Cellular component (GO): nucleolus; preribosome, small subunit precursor; cytoplasm
Molecular function (GO): snoRNA binding
Source: RefSeq, marked provisional
AUGGGCAGGGCUACCAUUGGGCGGACCAAGAAGCAGCGGCAUGAUCCGCUGCUGCAGGAUCUUGCCUCGCAACACGGCAAGUUGAGAAAGCAGGCCAACGCACAGACCGAGGAAACUGAGGAGCAGGACGAAGAAUACGUAGAUGCACAGGCAUCGCGGAAGAUUCUACAGCUUGCCCGUGAACAGCAGGAGGAGCUGGAAGAGGAAGACCAAGCGCGCGCCCAGUCUGAAACGAUGAAUCGGUUCCGUGUAGCCGACUACGGGCUGGCAAAAGACUCGGAUGAAGAGGAGAUGGCGGAGGAGAUCUCUGACUUCGAGCCGGAAGAGGAGCUAGAGGAAGAAGUGGUGGAGAUCGAUGAGGAGGACGCGGCGAUGUUCGAACAGUACUUCAAGAGGUCUUCUGACUUCAACUCGGCUAACGGGACCUAUAUUCUCGCAGACAAAAUCAUGGCUGCCAUUCGCGAGAAGGAGAUGGAGAUGAAAGUCAAGGCACAAGCUGCGCAAGCAGGCGACGCGGGGAUGCCCAGCGAAGGUGUCGCACUGCCUGAAAGGGUCAUAAGGGCAUACACCACGGUCGGGAGCAUCCUGAAGACGUGGACGCAUGGGAAGCUGCCAAAGCUGUUUAAGGUGAUUCCUUCUUUGAAUAACUGGGAAGACGUGCUAUAUGUCACUAACCCAGAGGCAUGGUCGCCACAUGUGGUAUACGAGGCGACGAAGCUCUUUGUGUCUAACUUAUCGGCAAAGGGCGCACAGAAAUUCAUUAACAUGGUGCUAUUAGAACGCUUCAGAGAGAAUAUCGAAACCUCGGAGGACCAUUCGUUGAACUACCACAUAUACCGGGCGCUAAAGAAAUCGCUAUACAAGCCUGCGGCAUUCUUCAAAGGGUUUCUCUUUCCCCUCGUGGAGACCGGGUGCAAUGUUCGCGAGGCCACUAUCGCAGCCAGUGUGCUCGCAAGAGUCUCCGUCCCAGCUCUGCAUUCCUCUGCUGCGUUGACGUAUCUGCUUCGGUUACCGUUCAACCCUGCUACGACGGUGUUCAUAAAGGUGCUGCUCGAAAAGAAGUAUGCAUUGCCCUACCAGACAGUGGAUGAAUGUGUGUUCUAUUUCAUGCGGUUCCGUGCUGUCGACGACGGUAGCACGGGCGAGGAUGCCACUAGAGUUCUGCCCGUGGUUUGGCACAAGGCGUUCUUGUCCUUUGCACAACGUUACAAGAACGACAUAACCCAGGACCAGAGAGACUUCCUGCUCGAGACUGUCCGUCAAAGGGGUCACAGGGAUAUUGGCCCGGAAAUUAGGAGAGAACUCUUAGCCGGCAAGAGCAGAGAAUUCGUCAGUGAUGUUGGGAACACGGCUGAUUUGAUGAUUGACGUCCAAUAG